AUGGCGAACCCAGAUACUAUCACCAAGUACAAGGUCGCCGCCGAAAUCUCCCAGAAAGUCCUCAAGGAAGUCUCCGGAUGGAUCGCCGCCGAUGCCAGCAUUGUCGAGCUCUGUGAGCGCGGUGACAAGCUCCUAGAUGAGGAGGUUGCCAAGGUCUACAAGGGCAAGAAGGUCCUGAAGGGCAUUGGACACUGCACGACCAUCUCUCCGAGCGCCUACAUCACCCCGUACACACCACUCAAGUCCGACACCGAGGAAGCCGCUACGACACUGAAGGAGGGAGAGGUGGUCAAGAUUCAGUUGGGCGCCCAGAUCGAUGGCUUCUGCGCAAUUGUUUGCGACAACGUCAUCGUUGGCGCCUCCGAGGAAGUCACUGGACGGGAGGCAGACCUCAUUCUGGCUACACACUACGCGAACGAGCUCUUGCUGAGGUUGAUGGUACCUCCAAGCUUGGUUCCCCACGGCGACGAGGAGGAGCAAAAGAAGGCUGCGUCCAAGAAGCCCUACACUCAGAGCCAGAUGACCAACAUGCUUGAGAAGGUUGUCAAGGCGUACGGCUGCAACCUCGUUGAGAGCACCACAAUCUGGCAAUUCGACCACAACGAGAUUGAGUCCAAGAAGAAGAUCAUUCUUGCGCCCGGCGAGGGUGUCAGGGGCGAGGGUCUUCCUGAGGUCGGCGAAGUGUGGGGUGUUGAGAUGGGUGUCAGUCUCGGAAGCGGCAAGGUCAAGAACAACGGCAACAGGACCACUCUGCACCGACGUACGGCUACCACCUACCAGCUUAAGCGCCCUACCUCGCGAAGCCUUUUAUCUGAAGUAGUAAAGAAGUUCGGUACCUUCCCCUUCAGUCUGCGACAGCUUGAGGACGAGAAGAGUGCCAAGGUUGGUGUCGUCGAGUGCGUUCGCACUGGUGUACUUCGCCAGUACGAAGUCGUCGUUGACAAGGACAACCAGCCCGUAGCUAGAUUGUUCACCACUGUUGCGAUCAACAAGAACGGCAUGCAGCGCCUAGCUCAACCUGCUGCCAUUGACACCUCCAAGUACAAGUCUGACAAGAAGAUCGAGGACGAGGAGAUCCUCAAGAUCCUGGAACAGCCCAUUGGCAAGACUUCAACAAAGAAGAACAAGAAGAAGAAGAAGAAGCCUGCCAAGAAGGCCGCCGAGGGCGGUGCUGCUGCCGAAGAGGAGGAGAGCGACGAUGAAGAGCCCGUCCAAGCGCAGGGCACCCUCGACCAACCUUCAGCAACUCUCAUUCUUUCACUACCGACCCACCACAACGGGCACGGCAUUGCGGCGUAUCAAAUUCUCGGGCAACACGUGAAUUUCGCCAUGCCGGCCCUCCGCAAGUCUCUCCGGGAGUCGCGCGACUUUCGAUUGCAACAAAGGUCCAGCACCACACCUUACGCCUCACCUACCGGCACCCCAAGCGAGCCCACCAACGAGAAGAAGCAACGUUCAAUCACCGAGUGGACUGAACCCCAACCGCAAACUCUCGCCCCGUCAUUCGAAGAGCACGGUUUUGCGCGGCACGGCGUCUUGGAGAACAUGGCCCCCCUUGGUGUACCUCCAAAGGCGAAAGACAAACAGCGCGCGCGCGCUCUCGAUGGACCACCGACUGCUCGACAUUCGUUACUGGGGAAGAGCGCGAUUUUUGGUGGUGACGAGGUUGGGUCUACGCCAGAGGUCACUCCAGCUCCUGAGCUCGAGCCGGACGACUCAGAGCGGCAAGAGGAAGACGAGAUGCCGGUCGGAUUUCCUAUCCUAGAGGACGACGAGGACGACGACUACGAGCCCAAGACGAAAGCGAAGAAGAAGGUGAAGGUGUCGAAAACUCCCAUCAGGGGCAAAACCCCAGUGCAGAGCAAGACACCUGUCAAUGGGAAGACGCCCGUUAAAAACAGCCACACCAAGAGCGCCUCUGUUUCGACAAGUCCGGCAGUACAAGCUGUUUCCAUGUCGGAGCCAGUCGAGGCUGCGACUCAGCGUAUACAGAUUGCUGUUAAUGAUGCCAUUUCCAAAGCCAACAGCAAUACGGGCAAGCGCUACGUGGGCAUCGCUUUGCGGCGCGCCUACGAGCAAAGCAAAAUAGACUCCGAUUUGGCAGAUGCGAUUGAAUCAGUGAUUCAUAGAAAGAGCACCAAUGAGCAGCUCUACCGAUUUCGUAAAUUUAUCAAGCAGUUCAAGCAGGAGGAAAAGAUGAGGCUGGGCUUGAGCAAAGACAGGCGCUAUGACCAACAAACCGUGGUGAAUCACGGAGCCUCAUUCUUCAGUCAGCAGCCGUCCCCAAGGGCCAGCAGUGAGAUUGUUCCUGAUGACUCUGUCUCGGCUGUCAAUGAUUACCAGGACAGACAGUUCAUGAACUCUACUAGUUCUGCUACAAACUUUUCUCACAAAGCACUGCAAUCAGCUCUUGAUCGAAAUUCAGGUCAAGUACCACCUCACCCAUUCAGUACCGCACCAGCUCUUCCAGCGACUGCUGAUACCUCAGCUGAGUCAACACCGAGAAUGCCGUCCAAGUCCCCCCGAAAACGAACCGCUACCAAUGGAACAUUGGCACCGGAUUCUGCGAUGGAAGUAGAUGGAGGGCUGUCUACUACAGCACCCACUCCAGCAGCAAGGACGCCGGACACCGGUGCGAGCGAUUCUGAGCUAUCAGAUGUCAAUGAAGAGAUCGUCCAGAAAGGCCCUCCAGAACCUGUGCAGGUCAAUGGAAAACCUGCUACACCUGCGCCAGUCGUCGCACCGAAGAAGGGAAAGAAUCCUGCGCAUGCACGUGCUGCUAAAAAGAUGAAGGGCAAUGCUGGGAAACUAUUCGGGAAGCAUGCUCACAAGCUACAACCACCUACUGCGGAACAGCAAGCGGAAGAUGAUAGACUUUAUGAGAUGCGAAAAGCUAUGGUGGACGAGCAGCCUAUCCGCAAACUUGAGCAAUUCCCUCCCACCGUCUCUGAUGUCCGCUUUGAUGACGAGAUUCUUGAGACUGAGUCUUUGACCGAGUCUCAAAUUGCGGUCGGGCCACCUGUUGAUUCUGAUCAACCUCGACGCGCUGGACGAGUUCCGAACCACGGCACCAAGCGUCUGCGAGAGGAUCCGUCACGGUUCUCCUCACCUCAGUUCGAACCGGCUGCGUCGUCGCGCCCUUCAACACCAGCAGUGGGACCGGCACCUAAGCGGGUCAAGCUCACUAACGGGCAAGGCGCCAGAACGAAGCGAUCGCCGGUCAAAAACCGAGAUGCAGGACCUAUUGCUGGUGUAGCCUUUACUGGUGGUGGCGGUUCGAGACAGCUGGGGCCUGAUGGCAACGACCCGAACUCGCCACAAUCAGAGAGCGACGAUUUUUGCUCUGCAUGUAGAGGCGCAGGCGAGUUUGUAUGCUGCGAAAAUUGUCCACGCGUUUUCCAUCUCCUCUGCUGCGAUCCGCCGCGAACUCAGGUUCCAGAUGGAGCAUUCUACUGCUAUGAGUGCAACGCAAAGUUCGCUGCACCUGACGAUGCUGCAGACUCGUAUCCUAGCCUGGGGCCUCUCUUCAACAAGCUUGAGCGCACCAACCCUCGCGCGUUUGCUCUGCCUUCAGAUAUCCAAAAUAACUUCGAGGGCGUUUCUGCACGCCCUGACGGUUCGUACUUUGAGGAGGUCAAGAAGUUCCCGCUGGCGAAAAACAGUGGCUAUGGCUACCAGAGGCCCGAAUACACCAAGCUCAUCGAUGCUGAUCACAAAGUCAUCCUAUGCACGCAGUGCGGAGUGUCGAGUGGCCACAAGCGCCAAAUGCUGAAGUGUGACUUUUGUCACGCGUACUGGCACUUGGACUGCGUAGACCCGCCUCUCGCUAACCCGCCACACAUCAGCCUUGAGGCAUCUCAGCGGGAUGCUUGGAGAUGUCCUCGACAUAUCGAACAUGAUCUUCGCAACGGUCUACUGCUGCAGAAUGAUCUGAGUGCCAAAGAUGAGGAUUCUGAGAUGGCCGAUACCGGCACAGUAACGCGGGUGCCACGCAGAGUUCGAGUGCGCAAGCAACCCGAAUACGUUGAGCCAACGUUUUCACGCGGCAUGCGCAACAACGGUUUGAUUGACAUCACUAACGAUCCUGACGAUGACACUGAUGGCGAAGGCAAUUAUGUGUUCGGCGACAAUGAUCCCAAGGAUGUCAACUCCAAGAUCUUCCGUGUUCCGGAGAAGGGACUUAUCCUUGACUUCGUCAGCAAGGUCAAGAGUGGACGUGUAGUGAAAAAAGCCGAAGCCCAACAGUCCGCAGAGGCUGCAAUACGGCGCAGAGCAUCUAUACAAAAUUUCAUCGCGUAUCCAUUUCCACAGCAGCAAGCAGCCCUGGCUCUGGCACAGUUGGCAAACAAGACGCCAGAGACGAACCUGGGUGAGGGCAAAGUCCAUGCGCUCAUCCUCGGUCUCACGUCCGAAGCUCCCCCAGCUGUCUCCUCCGCCAUGUCCAACGCAGAUCCGCCGCCGCCAUCAGCAGAUGAGCGCGCGCAGUUGGAGAUGUUGCAGCAGCUCAUUCAGCGUCGACUUGGAGCCUGA
This is a messenger RNA of Alternaria atra, 4530 nucleotides long. RefSeq lists its product as uncharacterized. Gene Ontology annotation, cellular component: Rpd3S complex. Gene Ontology annotation, biological process: regulation of transcription by RNA polymerase II. Bases 1 to 4530 code for a protein of 1509 amino acids. NCBI's taxonomy places the organism in Eukaryota, Fungi, Ascomycota, Dothideomycetes, Pleosporales, Pleosporaceae. The record is from RefSeq and is a predicted model, not a curated record. The transcript has 10 exons.